Messenger RNA from Zasmidium cellare ATCC 36951, 1668 nucleotides. RefSeq lists its product as uncharacterized. The record is from RefSeq and is a predicted model, not a curated record. The transcript has a single exon. Bases 1 to 1668 code for a protein of 555 amino acids. NCBI's taxonomy places the organism in Eukaryota, Fungi, Ascomycota, Dothideomycetes, Mycosphaerellales, Mycosphaerellaceae.
AUGGCUCGGAUCACCACUUUCGUUGCGCUCGCACUCGCAGGUGUCGAAGCGCAGCUAUGGAACCAAACAAUCGAGACGCAAUACUGCCCUGUCGAAGGCUUCAAGUACUUCAACGAAAGCACGCUUGCAACCUACUUCAACCUAACAAGCUCCAACGUGACGGCGUUCCUAGGGGUUCCUUACGGCGCGGACACAGCAUACCAGGAGCGGUGGAAGCCUGCACAACCACCAGUGCCAUGGAAUACGACCCUGAAAGCUUCCGAGUUUGGUCCGGUAUGUCCAACAUCAGACAGCGGGUUCAGUGCUUCCUCGUCUGUUAGUGAAGACUGCUUGACCAUAAACAUAUGGACCAAUGCCGGUACGAAGGAUGCCAGGCUUCCAGUCAUGCUUUGGAACCAGGGCUCGGGGGAGACCAGCGACAGUACUUGGUGGUACGGUGGCGGUAUGGCUCUCAAGGAUGUCAUCCUCAUCACCUUUAAUCGUCGUGACGAUGCCUUCGGGUAUUUGGCACAUCCAGACCUAAAUCAGGAAGGGUUCGAGCGGACAGGCUAUUACACAAGUGGCAACUACGGUGUGCUCGACCAGCUUGCAGUUCUGAAGUGGAUCACGACGAACAUUGCCAACUUUGGUGGGGAUCCUAAUCGCGUUACUAUUGCAGGCCAGUCCUUUGGCUCGUCACAGGUCUAUCAUGCGGUGAACAGCAAGCUCUUCUCUGGCUACUUUCACGGUGGUAUUUCCGAGUCUGGAAUUCGCUAUCCCAAGGACACUCUCUUGGCAGACCUCGCCACCUCCUAUGUUACCAUGGAGGAUGCUCUACUGAAUGGACAGAAGUACACUUUCUACCACAACGUCACAUCAAUUGCUGAAUUGCGCAAGCUCUCGCUCGAUGAGCUAUUGAUCGGAUCCGGCGAUCGGGUUGGUAACUCUUCGAUCUGGUGGGUCACUGCCUUGUCAGCUAUGUAUCCGCUCAUUUUCAAGCCUGUACUGGACGAUUAUGUGCUGCCAAAGACGUACAUGCAACAAUUGAUCGACGGCCCUGCGAAUGAUGUGCCCGUAAUUACGGGCAAUACACUUGACGAGUCUGGCGCGGCGACCUCCACAAAUUACACCCUCGCUCAGUUCAAGUACUACAACCAGCUGAAAUAUGGCAGUCUAUAUGGCAACUUUACAAAAUUCUAUCCGACGAACGACAACGACACUCUUGCGAAUGACCAAUGGAACCAAGCGGCAAUAGACACAUCUCUCGUUGGAUCCUGGCUCUUUGCCAGAGACUGGUACAAAUCGGCCACCUCUCCAUUCUAUACCUACUUCUGGACACACGAACCACCCGGCCAGUCGCAAGGUGCAUUCCACCAAUCAGAAAUCAUGUACGCUCUGAAUGCACUCUAUGCCAAUGCGGAUCAAUACCCCUUCUCAGAGGUUGACUACGAAAUCGCGGCUAAGAUGUCCGGGUACUGGUCCAAUUUCGCAAAGACUCUGGACCCUAACAAUGAUGGAUUGGAUAAGGGCAGCACUGCUCGAGAGACCCUACCUUACUGGGCGCCAGUUGAUCGUAAUGGGACCCAGGUCGUGUUCGAACUGGGCAACGCAUUCGGGAACGUUCCUCUCGCUAAGCCCGGUCACGCUGCGUUCAUUGAGGAGUAUUUUGCUCGUCAGGCUCCUUAUUAG